AUGUCUACACAAAUCUCUACUACGAAGGAUUUUUUGCAGGGUGCAUUGCAAAAAUGCCUCCAAGACAGCGUCGAGAUCGGUGUACCGGGUCUGACGGCUGCAGUGGCAUCCUCGCAAGGUCUGCUAUGGGCAGGCACGGCAGGAUUGGCAAAUAUAGAAGGCAGAAAACCGUUUACUUCUGACCACGUCUCUGGAAUCGGAAGCAUCACAAAGGUUUUCAUGAGUGUAGUAAUACUACAGCUCAUUGAUGAAAAGAGACUCAACCUCAACGAUACGCUUGAACAGUACGUCUCUGCGGAAUUGCUCCGAGGUAUCCCUCAUGCGUCAGGAGCAACCAUAAGCCAGCUCCUUCGCCACACUUCGGGCAUUCCAAGCUGGGAAGAUGAUCCUCGAUGGAUACGAGAGGGCCGUGGGUCAGAACUUGAUCCCGAUAAGAUUUGGACAAGCACAGAAACUCUGGAUUACAUCCGCUACGAGAGCAACCCGAAUCUUCAUGCACCGGAUCCCAAGCCUACCCCAGGGAAUUACUCAUAUGCAAACACCAACUUUACUUUCCUUGGUCUAAUUGCAGAGGCCAUUUACUCAACGGACGUUUCCCCCGAAAUUGACAUGCCAGUUGGACAUUCACGCGUCGGAGCCGCAGCUCUCAUUCGCUCGCGAGUGCUUGAGCCCCUGGGGUUGAAUUAUACAUAUCUUGAGGGAUUUGAAAUGCCUCAAGCAGGUGAAAUUCCCAGUAGAUAUCAUUGGGUAACUCCCACAUUCUUGUCAACAGCCGGUGCUUGUCCUUCUUUCCCAAAUCCUAAAUCUCGUCCGGAUCUCUUAAAUGCAAGCAUAUCGAACAUGUCAACAGAAUGGGUCGCCGGCGGCAACUUGUCACAUCCAAAAGAUCUUUGCACUCUAGCGCUUGCCAUUCGAAAUGCCAAAAUUUUGUCAUCCUCCUCGCAGAAAAUAAUGCUCGACCUCAUACCAAUAAGACCUAGCAUAUGGGUGGGUCAUGGUAUCUUCAAGAUGCAGACUAGCGAUGGUCAAGGGUGGUUUGGUCACAACGGAAGUACUUUGGGUUUCAAUGGAAGUAUGUUCUGGAAUGAAGAAAUGGAUGUUGCCGUUGCCAUUCUUGGAAACGUCGGAACAAUGCAUGCUGGGAAGGUUCCCGGUGCUGCCUCAGUUGCCGUUGAGGGCGAGUUCCUUGGGUUGGCAUUGAAACUUGCAAGGCUAUCUGCUGGCGAGAAAUCAUCAAACUUCCCUAAAUGA
Trichoderma virens Gv29-8 is the source of this 1251-nucleotide messenger RNA. RefSeq lists its product as uncharacterized. Bases 1 to 1251 code for a protein of 416 amino acids. The record is from RefSeq and is a predicted model, not a curated record. The transcript has a single exon. NCBI's taxonomy places the organism in Eukaryota, Fungi, Ascomycota, Sordariomycetes, Hypocreales, Hypocreaceae.